Purpureocillium takamizusanense is the source of this 3069-nucleotide messenger RNA. RefSeq lists its product as uncharacterized. NCBI's taxonomy places the organism in Eukaryota, Fungi, Ascomycota, Sordariomycetes, Hypocreales, Ophiocordycipitaceae. Bases 1347 to 2774 code for a protein of 475 amino acids. The record is from RefSeq and is a predicted model, not a curated record. The transcript has 10 exons.
GCAUCUCCCACCACUGCUGAGGCAGAGGGAGCUUUGCCUGGACCCAAUGGCUUCCCUGUCCAACACCGACAUUUGGCGGCGCGCCCAUCGAUGCCGUGCCAUCGCCCAGGAAGCUGUCGUGCGGCCGGCACCCUGCGACGUCCGGCUUCGCCAACACGCAUCGCGCCCAAUCACGGCAUGCGAACCCGCCGUGCAUGGGCGACGUCGCGACCGCAACGCCCCCUCAAGGCCCGAGUCGGACAGGAUGGAGCGUCAGCCGCGGCAGCGUGACCGCUGGGCCUUCGACUGACGAUCGACUGACUAAGUUACUUCGUACCUUGUCUACCUACCCACCGUCGGGUGGCCGUUGCAGCAGCAGAAGCAGCAGCACCACCACCAGCGACAGCAGCAGGAUGCGUUAUGCAAGUGCCGCUCCAGUCUAGCCCCGGCCGUGCUCACACCAGCGUCCACUCCCGUGCGUCGAGCUUCUCCGCGCGGUGCAAGCCAGCCCGUCAACGGACGCUUGCUUUCGUGGCAGGCUCUGAGAAGCUCCCGCCGCCCGCGCAGUGCCGUCCCGAUAUGAGUACACCGCACGCGCCGGGCUAUGAGCACAUGUCACGCCAGCAAUGAGGUCGUCGUCGCAGAAGAAAGGAAAGGCCGUGGCUGUCCCGCCACGGUUGUCCUCUUCGGACUAGCAGCCAGUCUCCGGGCUGACGAUCAAGCGACCGCUGGCGGCGACCACUUGCGGCGCCCACCACCAGACGGGCCAGAGUACCCACCAGCAUCAGUCGUACAGGCCCUGUCGGAACGGCAAUUCGGUCGUUGUCUCUCUCCAGUGAGCGCUGCCACGGGUGCCCCGCGGCCCAAGCACCAAUGCUCAGGUCGUUGUCGUGCUGGCAAUCAUUUUGGGCACCUCUGUCAUCAACGAGCGUUGUUCCAGAGUCGUCGGACCUCGAAGGCUGCAGGUCGCUCUAACCCUUUCCUGGACGGAUGCUGCAGGCUUGCUGGCAAGCCCCCGCCCGUUGGGAUAAGAGUCCGUGUCAAUCGGCCUUCAGAAGAGCCGCAUUGAUUUUUGCGCGACCAUUGACCACUUGUCGUCCUCUCUUCCCCAUUGCUGUUUGGGCCUUUUCGAUCCAAUUGUCCCAUUUCCAGCUCCGUGUGCACCUGGCCAAGUCAAGGCGCAGCUUGCUUGCCGUCUGGCAACGUGCCCGCCCGCUGGUGUUUCUAGAAAGGUCCUGCGCGCGAGAGGACCAUGGGACCAUCAACGGAGCCGUCACCCAUCGCCAAGCCAGUGCCCGACUCCAAGAGUCGGCCAUGGCAGUCUGACUGAGCCAUACGCCGAGGCAUUGGGGUAUGUGUGUGACGCCAUGGCACUGGCUACCCAGGUCGAUGCCCAUCUGCUCCGAGGCUGCUGUGUCGAAGCCGAAAGAUCCGAUGCGGUCGCACUCCAGCUCGAGGGCAUGCGAGCUGCCCUGAACGAGCCCAGCAACCCUCACCUUACUGCGUUGAUGGAAGAGAUCCGGACUGGAAGCCGCGCUCUACGUGAACUCGCCGACCUCUCCCAAAUCCACCAGGACCGCGUUCCCUUGGUCCUUAACCCUCUCAACAUCCUUUUACCCUGUCUCCAAAAGUCUCUGAUGGACAUCACCGCGCAUUACGAGGACCGUACCAAAUCCAAGGUAAACAGAUGGCGGAAUAUGUAUCAUACCAUGACCAACGAGGCCGGCGGGUUGUGGUCUUUGCCCCAUCGCUUCAUGGCUUACAACCAGUAUCUUGGCUCCCUGCGAGACUUACUAACCAGGUCACCCAACUUCGACUUGAACAUGCUGGAGAAGAUCCGCCGCCAAAUUUUGCGGCUUCGCGAGGCCAGAGGCAUUCCUCUUCCCCCGGUCCAAGUUGGCCCGAUCGUGCGCUAUGAUUCUUUGCCUGCUGCCGACCUGGAUCCGGCUGUACACUGGGCUGAGAACAUCUUCUCGCUCCCAUUGCCUUCUCGAACCGCUCUUGGCCGGCAGCAAAUGUCCAAAUCCUUGGGUCCACAUCGUCCUUGGGGGCAUCUAAAUGUGCCGCCUAAUUCUAAGAUACUGUUUCGACGGUCGUUCGACGACGACCAGAUUUCGUUGACAGUGUAUCGGAAUAGCCGAGACUCAUCCCCAUAUCUCCUGCUGCGCAUAUUCGACCAAGGAAUGCCGUGGUUUGCCCUACGCGGUGUUCACGAGCUCUGCAUUGAGCGAAGCGGCAGCUGCUUACACUUCAAGCGAUGGAGCCGUUCCGAAAAACGCUCCAAGACUUGGGCUGUUUUGUGCUUCAUGACAUGGGAGGAACUUGUGCUCAUGCACUCUACGUUCGUCUCUCUCAAAGCGCGAAAUCGACUUACAAUUCAACUGGGCCCAGAAGAGUAUGCGCUUAGAGAGGAGCACAAACACUUUCAGGCACGAAUCCUUGAUGACGGCUUCAAACACUCCCUUAUUGUGUACGAGGAUCGAGCGACAAAGGCCCUACGCCUGCACGCUGCUGUCUGGGAUGGCGAGCUCCGGCAGUGCCCCGUGUGGACUGCAUUCGUAACGCACCAGUCGUCUUCACCCACUUGGCUGAAACGAGUCUCCAGACAUAGGGUCCGGCUGGCGGACGUGCAGCUGUACGUCUUUUGCAGAAGUUAUCGGCAGCAGAAUCAGCGUCGUGGACGGAUCGGCGCCUUCGAGAUCAACUUCAUCAGCGACGAAGCCGCACGUCGAUUCGAGGAAUUCUUCUACCCACCAGCAGCCGGGCCGGCCGUCAUGGCAUCGAGCGGCGUCUAAUUUCGCAUGUUGCUUAUGGCAUUGCAAGUUUGCAAGGAUGAUGAUUCGCUUUAUUCGCUUCAGGAUGCGGGCACACAUUAUUCAUCGUUCAUCAUUUCGUUGCUGAAUUUACUAGCGUGGCGCAGGCAGUCUCUGGCAUCAAGAUUGGUAUAGAACGGCCUAUCACAAGCAUCCAUUGACGGGAGUUGGGCCAAAAUGGCAUCAUAUCAUUCAAAAUCAUAUGCUCAUCUGGCACAAUGGAAAACAUAUAGGAAGUCUGCAGGACUCGGUCGCGCUAUAGUGCAUGGUGGGCGGG